Messenger RNA from Diabrotica balteata, 210 nucleotides. The record is from the annotation of a GenBank genome assembly. NCBI's taxonomy places the organism in Eukaryota, Metazoa, Arthropoda, Insecta, Coleoptera, Chrysomelidae.
AUAUAUAUAUAUAUAUAUAUAUAUAUAUAUAUAUAUAUAUAUAUAUAUAUAUAUAUAUAUAUAUAUAUAUAUAUAUAUAUAUAUAUAUAUAUAUAUAUAUAUAUAUGUAUGUAUAUGUAUAUAUGUGUACAUAACACACAUAUAUGUAUAGAAACGAUCUAUUCUCAAAGUAAGUACAGCACCAAAAGAAGAAUUGUAUGUGGCCUCUGA